CAUGGUCUGUGGGGAUGUAUAUGUCAUCUAUUAUUUUUCAGAGGUCUAGAUUAUUAUGUUCUCUGGGAUAUCCUUACAAUAUGCUUUUUAUCAUUCAUUUAUAUUCUUUUGGAAUGGCAGUCUAGUGGAUCACCUCCUUCUGCUUUUCGGGUGCCGUAUGAUUCUUUCAGGGAACUGGGUGAUUCUAGUGAUACCAAUGGUUUUGAAUCUUCCGAUGUCAAAAUUUCUGGCAAUUCAGUGGAAGAUUCCAAGUUCUCAGAUUUGCCUUAUGAGUUCAUAUGCUUUUUCCUUUCUAGUCAGAGGCUUGACCUAUAUAAAACAAUCGACCAGCGGUGUGAAGAUAUGCUAUUAGGAAGGGAUGGGAUUCUGUCUGAGGCUCGAUGGCUUCUAAAGUUGGGUCUUCAUCCCAACUCCAAUUCUGCAACACGAGCAAUCGGCUAUAGACAAGCUAUGGAAUACCUACUUAGAUGCCAACGACAUGGAGGGCAGAGUUCAGCUGAAGAAUUUUACAAUUUUUUAUCUGAAUUUCAAAAAGAAACUAGGAAUUUUGCAAAAAGACAAUUGACAUGGUUUCGCAAUGAUCAUAUUUACCACUGGCUCGAUGCUUCCAAGCCACUGGAUGCAAUUAUUGAAUUCAUUAACAAUGCAUAUCAUGAUUGGAGUGGAAAGCUCGUUGUGCCUGAACACCUUAGAAUGUCUAAAGAUAUAUCUAAUCGCCAAGAAGCUGCUCAACUUAAGUCUUACCGCACAAAAAAUAGGCAUUUCAUGAAAGAUGAAGAUUGUUCUCGUAUUCUGGAGUGGAUAAGAAAGACUGAAGAAUGAACCAAUGGUCCGUUUCCUUUUGCAUUCCCUCACACUGGCCUCAAUUUUGACAUUAUUGAAGAAAGAAGAAUGCUGUUCAGAUUGCACGUAAAGAUGCCAGAAUCAAGAAACGCUGAAAUGUUCAAAAUGGAGAGACUGGUCAACAAAAGCUGAGAAAGGUAUAGCAUGUAGGAAAGAAGUUGAUCAGCACAUGUAGGCUGAAGAAAACUGAUGGAACAUAAGGAUGAUACGUAUAUUUUGAAGAAACCUAUAGAAAGAAAUGAAUUUGCUUUGUGUUUUAAUUUUUCUUUCUACUCAAGAAAACCAAAUUUGA
Neltuma alba is the source of this 1135-nucleotide messenger RNA. RefSeq names its product tRNA dimethylallyltransferase 9-like. Gene Ontology annotation, biological process: tRNA modification; cytokinin biosynthetic process. The annotation marks the transcript as partial. The transcript has 7 exons. Gene Ontology annotation, molecular function: tRNA dimethylallyltransferase activity. The record is from RefSeq and is a predicted model, not a curated record. NCBI's taxonomy places the organism in Eukaryota, Viridiplantae, Streptophyta, Magnoliopsida, Fabales, Fabaceae.